GGAAACGGGGAAAUGCCCGGGAACGGGGAGGAGGAUCCUCGGGAUCGGGGCUCUGUGGGAUAAAUGUGGGAAUCCCCAGGAUCGGGGCUGUGCGGGACUCGGGGCUGGGCUGGGGGCAGUGUGGGGUCGGUGGAGAAUCCCUUGGGGUCGGACUGAGUGGGUGCGAAACGGGGGGAAUCCCCGGGGUCCGGGUUUGGGCAGAAUCAGGGGGAUCCCUGGGAUGGAGGGAGCUGGGGGAACCGGGAGCGCAGCCCCGGGACUGCGGGGGAUCCGUCCCGGGGCCGGGAUUCACCGGGCCCGGUGCCGCAGGCGAUGCGCGGGGCGCUGCGCCUGGUGCGGUUCCGGGGCGCCGCGGGCGGGGGGCCCCGGCUCGGGCUGGAGGAGGCGCCCGGGGGGGACCUGGUGGAUCUGAGCGCGGCCGAGCCCGACCUGCCCCGGUCCAUGCGGGAGUUCCUGGAGAUCGGCCCCCGCGGGCUGGAGCUCGCCCAGAGGGCGCUGCAGUCGGGGCAGCACCGCGUGUCCCGGGGGGCUGCGCGGCUGCUGGCGCCCGUGGGGGACCCCCAGAAGGUGAUCUGCGUGGGGCUCAACUACCACGACCACUGCCGCGAGCAGGCGGCCAAGGUGCCCCGGGAGCCCCUCAUCUUCAGCAAGUUCCCCAGCGCCAUCGCCGGGCCCUUCGAUGACAUCGUGCACCCCCAGGACACCAGCGAGCUGGACUGGGAGGUGGAGCUGGCUGCGGUCAUCGGGAAGAGGGGGCGGCACAUCGAGUCGGCGGCCCUGGAGCACGUGCUGGGUUACACCGUGGCCAACGACGUGAGCGCCCGGGACUGGCAGAUGCGGCGCAACGGGCGGCAGUGGCUGCUGGGCAAAACCUUCGACACCUUCUGUCCCCUGGGGCCGGCCAUUGUCACCAGGGAGGGGGUGCCAGAUGUGCACAACCUCUGGAUCCGCUGCAGCGUCAACGGGCAGCGCAUGCAGGACAGCAGCACCCAGCACCUCAUCUUCGGGGUGCCCGCCCUCGUGGCCUGGGUGUCCCGGUUUGUGACACUGGUCCCUGGGGACGUCCUGCUGACGGGGACCCCCGCGGGAGUGGGGGUCUUUCGCAAACCGCCCGUUUUCCUCAAGCCCGGUGACGAGGUGCAGUGUGAGAUUGAGGAGCUGGGCACCAUCUGCAACAGGGUGGUGUGACGGCGGAGACAAGCCCGGGACCCACCUCCCCCCCGUGGGGUCAAUAAAUCCACGAGCCUCUGC
Molecule: messenger RNA, 1251 nt
Organism: Zonotrichia leucophrys gambelii
Lineage: Eukaryota; Metazoa; Chordata; Aves; Passeriformes; Passerellidae
Product: fumarylacetoacetate hydrolase domain-containing protein 2-like
Exons: 7
Coding region: 313-1188 (291 amino acids)
Molecular function (GO): catalytic activity
Source: RefSeq, a predicted model, not a curated record